This is a messenger RNA of Saccostrea echinata, 7268 nucleotides long. RefSeq names its product doublecortin domain-containing protein 1-like. The transcript is spliced from 40 exons. Lineage: Eukaryota; Metazoa; Mollusca; Bivalvia; Ostreida; Ostreidae. The record is from RefSeq and is a predicted model, not a curated record. Gene Ontology annotation, molecular function: microtubule binding. Gene Ontology annotation, biological process: regulation of mitotic cytokinesis; intracellular signal transduction. The coding region runs from base 85 to 5781 and encodes 1898 amino acids.
GAGAAAGUACAUUGAAAAAAUGCAUUGAUCAUUGCAUGUUGUGAAUAAUACUUGGUUGUCCCAUUGUCAUUAAAAUACGGCAAGAUGCCAGGAAGACGAGAAUCGAAAGGUUCUCCUAAUUCAAGGGAGGGAAGUCUAGCUUUCAGUAAACAGAAUACUGAUAUGGUGAGUUACGAAGAUCUGUUGAUUGCACAGUACCUGGAUGAACUCAGAAAAACCAAGAACAGUAUGAAGAAAAAGAGAGAAGUACCUGCAUCACCAUACUCCCAGAAACUUCCUCAUUCGGAUUUUGGCAUGUCAAACAGGAGACCAAUAUCUGCCACUGUCCCAGGACGACCCGGUUCAGGGAGACCGAGUUCUGGUGCCAGGAAACCAAAGAUUGAUUCCAAAUUUAUUGCUGACCCAAACCUAUGGGACCCUGCAACUCCCAGGUCUGAGAGCACAACUUCUACAUCACAGCUGAGGAAAGGGAGACCAGCAUCAGCUCCUGUUAGGAGAAAAACAAACCGUCCAUUUUCUGCUACAUCUAAUCUGUCCUGGUUCUACAGAAAUAAUGCAAGAGGCUGGUCAGCAAGAUCUACCCCUUACUCAGCAUGCUCUGAUUGUGUUGGAUAUGUUGACAUGACAAGAAGUGCUUUUACUGGAAGAAGAAUUAAGUCCCAGUAUUUGAACAAACCCUACACAAUCAGAUGUCUGGCCUUCAAGAAUGGCAGCCGGGAAAACAUGUGUCGAGUAGCAGCCCCAUCAAUGAAAGUGUUUCUGGAGAUGUGCACUGAGAGAUUAGGCCUGGGAUUUGCAGCCAGACGAGUGUUUUUGGACAAUGGAAAGGAAGUUUUUGAUGCAUAUGAAAUUCCUCCAGAUUCUGAAGUGUAUAUUUCAACUGGAGAUAAUUUUAAGGACCCAUACAAAAGUGUGAAGCAAAACAUAGCAAUAACUAAUGGAGCCAAGUGGACACUGUCUGGAGUGUUACUGCCAGAGGAGGGAAGAAAGAAAAAGACAAAAUGUAGAGUGUCAAAAAGAAUGAGGGGCCUUCUAGAGAGCAACAGACACCGGAUUGUUGUGUACAGGAAUGGCUACGCCACAGAACCGAUGGAGAUAGUGGCGGAUAUGAGUAAUAAGGAGGAGUUCCUGAUAGCUUGUACUGCUAAGCUAGGACUAACAACUCAUGCCAAAGUACUGUAUGACUGGGAAGGAAAUGAAAUCAAAGAUCUGAGGGACGCCCCCUUGUUACAUGAGGCAGUACAGGAAGGUAAUUCCCCCAUUUAUGGUCCCCUGUGGGUGUCCAUUGGCGAGGCCUUUAGCCCCACAGGUACUGUUCACUUUAUCAAGUACCUGAAACGUACCAUCAAAGGACAGCUGAAAGAAGCAGUAAAGUACAAAAAAGAGGUGAAUUAUGCAUUAGGGGAUGAGAAAGACAAGGUCACCAUUACUGACAUUCUGAGCAUGCCUGAGGAUGAGCUUUACACCACGCUAGAGCUGGCCGAGCAGGAAGUGGAGAAUCUGACAGAGAGUUUGAGGGACAUUGAGGACAAACUCCAGAAAAUUGUGGAGCUUCAGCAAGUAGAGGAGAGUGAAGGAUCCAACUACAGAAUGAAGCAUAUCAAGGAAUGGGAGUUUGAGCACAGAUUGGUGGGAAGAAAAGGCCUUAGACUCAAGGUGUAUGAGAAUGGGAGUUACGAGAAUGAUCAAGUGUUUUACUUUAAUCUUGCUGGUGCAUUACGAGGCACAAACGACAAAGGAAAAGUCUUAACAAGGCUGUUUGAUGAUCUGUCGACAAACCAUGUGACUGCAAAUCCACACAAUCCAAAAAUUGCUCCUGUGGUCAAGAAAAUUUUUGACCAGUAUGGAAAAGAGAUCACCAAUGUCUAUGACCUUGAGUAUGAUCAGGAGAUCUGGGUGUCUUUUGGAGAACCAUUUAUUAACCCGUUCACAUACUGCAUCCAGGCCAUGUUUGAGAAGGCUACAGCAUACCUUAUGGAAGGGGAGACAUUCAUCAUAAGAGAACCAUUGAACAUGGAUCUUACCAAAAACAGAGAAACGUAUGCUGCUUGGGAGGCCACAGUGGGGUACCCAGCCUACGAUUACGAGCAGGCCAACUCCCCAGAAUCCCAGUCACAUGUUCAGGACUUAGCACGUAUGGCUCGUAUUGAUGCCAGAAGUACCUUCCUACAAGCUAAGAACAAUGAAAAAAUUGUGUUGUACCCAGAAGUGAAUUGCUUCAAAAAAGUUAAGAAAGGAGGUUCCACAAAACUUUGGCCUCCUGAGGCUCAAGUCUGGACCAUUCAGAAGAAUGGCUACAUAAGGUGUAAGUCCAUACCACAGCUUUGCCUCGGAGUAUCAGACACUAGGGUAGAUUUGACCUUGGGUAAGGACACAGUGUCUGGGUUUGUUGUCAACAUUCAGAAGAAAGCUACAGGCAACACCUACCAACAGUGGCAGUUUAAUCCAGAUGCCACCAUCACAUGCCUAGCUCAUCCUAACCUUGUUUUGACCUACAAUGGGAAUCACCUGGGGGAUGAGGAAAACCAGCAGCCAGAGGGGAUCUUACCAGGACAGUCCGUGUAUCUGGUCGUCACUGAGAGACGACAAAAGAAGGAGGCAUCUAAUCAGAGAUUUGCCCUGAAACAGGAGAGAUUUGAUAACCUGGGCCAGUGGAAGUACAAUGAUGCCACAAACAUGGAGUGGAGCAAGAGAGCACUGUCCUGGCCUGUAAAGGAGGACGGCAAUCUAAAUGAGGACUAUGACUGGCCUAUGGAGGGAUAUCUUCUACCAAAUGCCCCUCCCCUACACAAACCACUGUCCAAACUUGGAAUUUCUGGUAUGGCUCCUUUAAGGCUCAUGACAAUGAAAAAUGGAGAGAGAGACACCAGGCUAGCUAUGCCUGUAGUUGGCCCAAAUCUUACAAAUAUGUUGAAGGACUUGAACAAGGAGAAGGGAGGUAAAUCUGGUAAGAAGCCUCAGCACUCCAAGCUUGUGGAGAAGGAUGUCCCCGUACCAGAGACAGACAAUGUGGAGGAAGACAUUAACCUCCACUGUGUGGACAGAACUGUCAGGGAACUGGAAUUUAUCAUGUUUUUGGACAACUGCACAAGCCUGCUUAACUUGCCAUUUGCUGCCAGACGACUUUUUGACAGUAAAGGAAAUGAGCACUUCAGUCUAGUCAACCUGAGGAGGGAUGACUUAGUUUAUGUGUCCUGCGGGGAGGGCUGGAUGGACCCCAAGCUGUCCAAGGAUCAACAACAAAGGCGUAUUCUGUUGUCACAACUCUCUCAAGAUAUCGCCAAAAUCAGACAGUACAUAUCACUCCGCAAUCCAGAGAAGUAUGUACUGGAGAUGGAAGGUAACUUGGUGGCCAAUACACGGAUCAUUAUCAAUCGUCAGUGGAAUCUUGAGGAGGAGCAGCCUCUCCCCCGACGUCCCCCACCCACAGAGAGGGACAGUCAGAAUCUUCAGGACUCCAGGGCCACCAUGUUUGCUGAGGAGGAAGAAGAAAACAUGACUUGCCAUGAGAUUGCCCACAGAAGAUCUGAACAGAGGUUGAACAACUUAAAAUGGCCAUGGGAAAGACUUAUCAAUGUCAGUCAAGAUGAGGGAUCCGAGGAUCCAGACGCCUAUAAAUUCACAGACAAGGAGAUGUAUGACAAAUACAAACCCCAACCCAUCCCUAAAAUAUCUCGAGACACACUUCAGAGAUUUGUGUAUGAGGAUGGGUAUAUAGCCUGUGCAGCCAACCGGACCCUGGUGUUGGGUGUAUUAGAACAAGAGGGUCGAGUGAACCCAGUGUUAUUGGUCAAACGGAGACCCGAUGACAUAAAUCAGAGAUGGGUCAUUAGAGAAAAUGGGGAAAUACGCUCCAAGCACAGCUCUCAAAUGGUCCUAACUGUUGCCAUGCCAGCAAAUGAGCCCUUUUCUGAAGAUGAAGAAGGUCGACCUUUGACCUUCAGUGGCUGUGCUGUGACCUUGCAGGCCAGAAAGUUAAAUAUAUACGGCAAGGCUCAUCAGAAAUGGAGAUAUGAUGCAGAGACUGGAUACAUACAUGCUUUUUUCACUAAUCCUUAUGAUAAGGAGAUAACUGCCGCUAACCAUGCUGACAUUUGUACUUACGCCAUAUCACAUGACAGCAAAAUUGAUCAACCAGGAUACCUAGCAGAGGUUCCUGUUCACUCCAAUUCUGACAGAGUGUCUGUAAAGAAUAUUACUGUCUGCACUUCCUGUGCCCGUGCCAUGAGGGGGCGUUACAAGCUGCAGAAAUUACCAGAGAGAACCGAAUUUUCUUGUGCAAUGGGAGAAGCCAAAAAGCUUAAACUACAGCAAAUAGGAAGUUUCCGAGUUUUGAAUGGAAAGGUUGACUUGUCAACACACGAGGCUGACCUCACCUUGGAGACGUGGGAAGAUACCCUCGGAAAACUGAGAGAGGAAGCCAAUGUCAAGACCAUCGCUAAGGAAAUUAAUGCAGCCAAGACGGUCAAAACCAUCAAAAUACUGGCCUACAAGAAUGGAGAGGGACGCAUGCACCAAGGGGAGCUUAUCUGUGGAUCCAGCAUAGAAGGGAUUCUGAACCAGUGUACACAUAAGCUGGGCCUGGCCUCAGCUGCCAGGAAGAUCUUUACUGAGGACGGGACCCUGGUGCUGGAGAUUGACGACCUGAUAGACUGGGCCGUGGAGAAUUACAAAUCUCUGAUGGUAGACCAGCUGGAGAAGAUCCUCCACGGAAAGGAGGAAUCCAAUGUGGAAGAUGAGGAGGAAGAAGGGGAAACCAAGCCCAGUCAACAGAGUAAUGGAGCCCCUGGGGGAGGGGAGACUGAACAGCGGGGUGAAGGAGAGGGACAGGACAGUACAGCUGAAGGGGCAGGAGGAGACAAUGCUGAAGUGGAUCAGCAGGAGCAGUCCAAGGUCCAGCGGGAGAGAGACCAGCUUCUGAGUCAGGUUCAAAUCCCUCCUGUUGACAUUAUCCUCCGAUAUCCAAUUGAGGUCUGGGUCUCUUCAGGCCAGGAGUUCUUCCCUCCUGAAAAGGUGGAGACUAAAAUGGAAAAUCGUAAGAAGAGACGUGCUUUCCGAUCAGCUGUGUCUUUAGAACUGGAUAUGGAAAAGCAUAUCCUAAGGCAAAUGAAAGGACGUAGAAUUGAGUCCCAGAACCCUGGGGAGUAUAAACCUACCCGUAGCAGCCGGCAGCCCGUGAUUGUGGAAAACAACUGGCAGGAACCAACCGUAGCUGAGGAACUCAAGCAUGACACUAUACACAAACUGGAGACACACCUUGCAGAGGUCAAGGCUGUCCAGAAAGAGAAGAUCCGCACAGUCAGUGUUAACACAAACAGACGCCUGUACCAGCAACCAGACAUGAAACGAGUGAUGGUAUUUCCAAAUGGGGAAAGUGUAGAGAGGGCAGUGUAUGUGUGGGGAGAGACACUAGAGGAAAUUCUGGACAAUGCCACCAUUAAACUGGGGCUAUGGGGUCAAGCCAGGAUUAUCUACAAUAUGGAGGGCAAGAAGGUGGAAAAAUUUAAUGAAAUCAAUAAGGAUGAAUUGCUUUGUGUUUCUAUGGGAAAAUCAUUCAGCAAACCCAAGAAUGCACUCGAUGGAAUAGAGAUUAAGGCAAAUUGGGGUAGAGCUCGGAAGCAGUAUGGACCUAGUGCUACAGAUUUAGUGGUGACGGCUCCAGUCAACCCUACAGUCAAUGUCGAUCCUUUCGGACCACCAGGUCUUGCUCUUCCACCAGCAGAAGACAACAAAUCUACCACAACAAACAGACCACAGUCUGCAAAACCACCAGCAACAUGAAUUAGCAACACCAGCACUCACAUGUGCAACUUCUGGAAAAUACAUAAACUUGUUAGUGCUUGAUAGAAGCUUGUAGAGACCUACCUUUGUUGUUUCCCAGUGUUAGGACCCUCUGUCAUAAGCUUUAAAGGAUUGUAGAAUAUCUGUUGGUUUCCAAUCAUCGAAAUUCAUGUUAAGAAGUUCUCCAAGAGCUAGAUUCCAGCAUGGACUUGAUAUAGAGUGUGUGAAUGACAUGUUUAUCUCCAACAACCAAAAAGGGACCUUGACCCCACCCAUUUGUUUGUGCCACUAGUACUUAGGGCAAUGGUGCCUUGUGCCCAUGUUCUUUGUUUCCUAAUCCUUAGACUUAUCUGCAGCAUUUUUGUACUUACUUCUACGUAGGGGCUGUUGUUUGUGUAUAACUUUUAUAUAGUAUCUUUAUGUGGAGCUUUAAAACUGAUUUGUUUUAGUUUGUCUGAAAAAAAGACAUGAGGGUUACAAGACCACAACAUAUGACAUUACAGAAGAAGAAUUGAAUAUCAGGGUACUUAUGAACCAUAUCAAUAUGUGCUAAUUUAUGUGAACAAUUUAAUGCAUUUGUUUUCUGUAAACUGUGUUUCAGUGUUUGAUUUGAAUUUAAUACAUUUUUAUUUUACAGAAUUAAUUUCUCUGUCAAAAAUAGUCAUAUUGUCUGAGCAUUUGCCAUUUUAAAAAAGAAUGUUGAAAGGGAAAGUUUAUAUGUACAUCUAUAAAUCUAAAGUAUGAAUGAGAGAAUUAGAUGGAAACUUUGUGUAUUUGUAAUUAAGGUCAGGAGGAGGUCAGGCUGAAUUUGAAGAAGGGUUUGGAACAAAAAGACAUGGGAAUGAAUAACUUUACAAAAAUGGAGAGAAAAAUUCAGAUUUUUACAAUGCAAUUAGUCUCAUUGCUUAUUUAGUGAAUACUCAAGAGUUUUACAUUUCCAUAGAUUUAUAUGCAGAGUAGUUUUCAGCUUGAAUAAUUCUUACUGUAGCAGGAGAAUCUGUCUCUUUUUAUACAAGGGUUUUCUUGGUUGUGAUUUUAGAUAUUGUCCAAUUUUAUAACAAUUGUUUGUAAUAACUGAUUAUUGGGACAAAGUAAAUUUUUUUGCACUUGUUAGCUGCACUUUUAUUGCACCAUAGAGUUGAAAUUCUAACAACUGUAAAAUAAGGGGCAUUUUGAACAACCACAACUUUUUGAAAAAAAAAAUAUAUUUAUUAUGUAUAGAUUUUUUUUUAUUUUUAAUAUUUAUCUUUACUUUUGUAUUUUUAUAAAUAUUGUACACUUUAAUGUCCGUCCAUUGCAGUUCAGAUUUGUUACAUAAGAACUGUAAAUCUAUGAAGUUCCUGCCCAUCCUAUAAAAAAGUUGUAUCUCUGUUAUAAGCUAGAAAGUUUUUAAUGUAUAACUUUGUACAUUUUCAUUUUUUUUUUCAGCCCUGGGGGCUAAUUUAUGCAUGGAUAAUGCAAAAGGGAAAAUAAAAUAGAUAGAGAAA